AUGGGAUGGGUCAAACUCAUGCUCGUCUGCCAACGGUGGCGCGCCAUCGGGCUCACCACCCCAGCUCUAUGGAGAAUCAUCCCAAUCACAGCGAAUACUGAGGCCUUGGAGUAUCGGCUUGGGCAGGUCGAGGCGUGCCCGUUCGAUCUCAUCGUCCACCACACGGCCGCAGCCAACAGCGAGGCCGUCCCACUCCUCCUCCCCCAAAUCCACCGCAUGCGCUCGAUCUCGUCUGGCCAUGACUUCCGUUUCGACGUUCUCGACUCCAUCCGCCCGAUCCUCAGCGCACCUAUGCUCCCGGCGCUUGACAGACUUGAUAUCGUGCCGACUUGGUCGCCUUCUACUCCGGAGUACGAAGUGGAGGUCGGUCUGGAGGACGCCAUUUGGUCUCCUUUGCGUCACGUCCGAUCCUUCGGCAUUUUUCUUCCGUGCGAAGCCUGGUUCUGGCAAAACCUGUGUUCUCUCGAUCUCGUGGUGGACUUCUACAUCGUUAUAGACGACAGCAGAUUUGCGUACGACAUCCUCGGUUAUCUCAGCUGGACGAAGACGCUCCGGAAACUGCGUGUG
This is a messenger RNA of Epithele typhae, 567 nucleotides long. RefSeq lists its product as uncharacterized. The annotation marks the transcript as partial. Lineage: Eukaryota; Fungi; Basidiomycota; Agaricomycetes; Polyporales; Epitheliaceae. The record is from RefSeq and is a predicted model, not a curated record. The transcript has a single exon.